GAAAGCAGAAGGAAGGCAGAGAAGUGCAGUGUGGGCGGGUGACCGAGGGCGCCGCACUGAGGCAGGUGAAGGUGCGGCGGGAGGCGGAGAGGACGGGAGCCGGGAGAGGCUGUAAGGAAGCGGCCGGAGGAGGAGCGGUGAAGGCCCAGGGCCGGGGGCGGGGCGAGGAGGGGGCGGGCCUCUGGCUCCGCCGCGCGGUCGGGCGCCUGCGCGCCUCUUCCGAGCCGCCGGGCUGCUGCGGCUUUCCCUGCACCGGCUUCACUGCGGAACUUGCCCUAAGGCUUGUCCCCAGAUUCACCAGCCACUUCCCUUCCUUAGCGGCAACUUUUGGCUGUGCUCUGAACUCUGGCCCCUCGGUUUGUGACUAGACAACCUCGGACUGUCUGGAAUCCAGUGUCUGGGGCAAGAAGCUCCACCCAGCCUCUGGACCACAGGCUGAGGUAUUCGUUUCUUGUACAUGGAGUCCGUGAUCCUUUCAUUGGUUCUACACCCAGGCAGGCCGACCUUGUUACCUCCAGUGAAGAUGAAGCUGGGGCUCCCGCAUAGAGUCAGGACUGGGCUUCUCUGUCUGCCUUUUGUGCAGAUUCACCAAAACCAGAUUGUUUAAAAAUCCACAUUUGUCUAAGCAUGAUGCAGUGGAAGGGCGCACUGGCCAGAGUCUGGAAGUUUAGGUUCUGGUGUUGGCUGUGUCACAGACUCACCUUAAGCAAGUAUCUGCCCCUCUCUGGCUCAUUCUUCCCAAAACAAGGGGUUGGUCACAUGGUCUGCGUCUGUGUCUUUGGCAUUGUUAACAAUAGUAAUAGCAAUCAUAACUGUUUCCUUACCUUGACCUACAAGGCCCUGCCUCAGCAGCCCCUAUCUACCCAAAGCAGCCGACUUGCUGUUGACCUACCUCAGGGCCUUUGCACUUGCGGUUUCCAGUGCCAGGAACGCUUAACUACCUCUUUCUCCUGCAUAGUCAUUCUUCAGAUCUCCACUGAAAGUUGACUUUCUUACGAAGCUCAACAAACUAGAUGGGAUCCCUGGGUUUACAUCCUUGUGGCACAUGCUCACUUCGUUAUGCUUAAGUGUUUGCAUAGUUCUUUGUCUAAAUGCCAUAAGGGCUGGAAAUCUAUCCUGUUCCCUAGUAUCUAGUGCACAGUAGGUGCCCAGAAAUUUGUCGUGGAAUGAGCGGACGAUCUCAUUUAAUGCAACAACCUGGUGAGGCUGGGACAUGGUGCUCCUCUUCCAUUAGGAGAAGAUUCAGAGAGUGACACUCCUAGGGCCACACAGUCAGUUGGCAGCAUCAGAAUUUGAACCCAAUCUGUCUCUGACUCCAAGGCCUGAACUUCCCACAUCACUGCCGUCUCAUUCCAGGAUCUUCUGCUGUGAGGAAGUGCCAGCAACUUUGACACACAAGGCCUGGAAAGAGAAGACCUUUAGGUUGUGGAGGGGGUCUUGUCCGGCUCAGGUUCCCUUUAACCCCUGGCAGACCUGGGGUGGGCGUGCCCCCCCCUCCUGCAGACGCAUGGCUCAUCGGCUACAGAUACGACUGCUGACAUGGGACGUGAAGGAUACGCUGAUCAGGCUCCGCCACCCCGUGGGAGAAGAAUAUGCCUCCAAGGCCCAGGCCCACGGGUUGGAGGUAGAGGCCGCCUCCCUGGGACAAGCCUUCAGGCAGGCAUACAGGGCUCAGAGCCUCAGCUUCCCCAACUAUGGCCUGAGCCAAGGCCUCACCUCCCGCCGGUGGUGGGUGGAUGUGGUCUUACAGACCUUCUACCUAGCAGGUGUUCGAGAUGCCCAGGCUGUGACCCCCAUCGCUGACCAGCUGUAUGAGGACUUCAGCAAGCCCUUCACCUGGCAGGUGUUGGAGGGGGCUGAGGCCACCCUGAGGGAGUGCCGAAAACGAGGUCUGAGGCUGGCAGUGGUCUCCAACUUUGACCGGCGUCUAGAGGACAUCCUGAUGGGUCUUGGCCUGAGGGAAUACUUUGACUUUGUGCUGACCUCUGAGGCUUCUGGCUGGCCCAAGCCCGACCCCCGAAUUUUCCGUGAGGCUUUGCGGCUUGCUCAGGUGGAACCGGCAGUGGCAGCCCAUAUUGGGGACAGUUAUCCCUGUGAUUAUAAGGGGGCGCGGGCUGUAGGUAUGCACAGCUUCCUGGUGGUCGGCCCAGAGCCUUUGGAUGCUGCCAUCAAAGACUCUGUAUCUCAAGAAUGCCUCCUCCCCUCACUGUCCCAUCUCCUGCCUGCCCUUGACCACCUGGAAGUCCCACCCCCGUAACUUUGAAUCUGAUGAGGGAAGUGGCUGGGCCCAGCAAACGCUGCAGAGAGCCCCUUCUUUCCUGAGAUCUGGCCUUUGCCCCCCUCCCUGCAGCGUCCAAAGGCACUGUGACUAUAAAGCAGUGAAAACAGGGCUUUUAGCCCUGCUCCAA
This is a messenger RNA of Leopardus geoffroyi (Geoffroy's cat), 2408 nucleotides long. It is a transcript of the gene HDHD3, whose product is annotated as haloacid dehalogenase like hydrolase domain containing 3. The record is from RefSeq and is a predicted model, not a curated record. NCBI's taxonomy places the organism in Eukaryota, Metazoa, Chordata, Mammalia, Carnivora, Felidae. The transcript is spliced from 2 exons. The coding region runs from base 1508 to 2257 and encodes 249 amino acids.